Molecule: messenger RNA, 3615 nt
Organism: Magnolia sinica
Lineage: Eukaryota; Viridiplantae; Streptophyta; Magnoliopsida; Magnoliales; Magnoliaceae
Product: probable LRR receptor-like serine/threonine-protein kinase At1g53420
Exons: 24
Coding region: 248-3322 (1024 amino acids)
Biological process (GO): protein phosphorylation
Molecular function (GO): ATP binding; protein kinase activity; protein binding
Source: RefSeq, a predicted model, not a curated record
UGAUCCGCACCAUUGGUGAGGUCCGGGGCCGCACAUAAUCCGCUUCCCAGCAGGCAAUGGUGUUGGAUUGAAUCCUACAUUCGGUUAGACGGACUGAAACGGCCAAUCAGAGAGACUGAAAAGCACAAAGUAAAAUGCGACGGCGACUUGUCCAAUUCGCAAAUGCAAAAUAAAAAGGGGAGCGGGUAAUCUCCAAACAUUGAAACUCCGCUACUGGAAACUCUAAAUCUUUUCUCGAAUUCUUGAGAUGUUUUCUGAUAGGAUGAUCUGCGGUUCUCGAUCACACCUUUUCAACUCCAAGAUCUAUUUCUCGUCGUUCAUACUUUUCUUGAUUCUUGCAUUGAGUUUCUUAGCAAAGGUCCCAUCUGCAGUAGCUCAGUUGGACCCUGCCGAAGUUGAAGCGCUCGGAGAUAUUGCAAAGGAGUUGGGCAUAACGACUUGGGAUUUCAAUGAGGUCCUUCGUUGCGAAGAAUCAGAUCCGGCGAUUGCUGCUGCUCCCAUGGACGAGGAACAGAAGAACUCCAUCACGUGCAAUUGUACCGUGGAACCUUGGCAUGUCGUAAACAUAUCUCUCAAACGUCAGGAUCUUCAAGGUGUGCUUCCGAAAGAGCUUGUCAGGCUUCCCCACCUCCAGAGCAUCGAUCUCUCUCGCAACUAUCUCAACGGUUCCAUCCCUCCCCAAUGGGGUACCUUGCCAUUAGUGUACAUCAACGUUCAGGGAAACCGCUUAUCUGGGACAAUCCCAAAGGCACUCGGAAACAUCUCCACUCUAACAAUUCUGAUCCUUGAAGCCAACCAGUUUUCUGGACAUCUGCCACAAGAGCUUGGGAAUCUGACCAACUUAGAGAAAGUGCAAUUUUCUUCAAAUGAGUUCACUGGGGAGCUGCCAACGACAUUUGCUAAGCUUGCUAAGAUGCACGAUUUUAGGAUAAAUGAUAACCGCAUGAAUGGAAUGAUACCUGAUUUUAUUCAGAGCUGGACUAACCUCACCAGAUUAGAAAUGAUAGGAAGUGGUUUAAAAGGGCCAAUUCCUCCCGGCAUUUCUCAGCUUGGAGAAUUAACUAAUCUGAGGAUCGGUGACAUAAAUGGGACUGGGGUGGCUUUUCCGCAGUUGAAUAAAAUGAUGAGACUAAAAACAUUGACACUGCGCAACUGUAAUAUUUCAGAUGUGAUCCCUUCAUAUAUUUGGCAGUUACCGAGCUUGAGAAAAUUAGACCUUAGCUUUAACAAACUGACUGGAAAUCUUUCAAGCAUCUCGCCUAAUACAUUUUAUCUGGAAUUUGUGUACUUAACAAGGAACCUGCUAAGUGGAUCUAUACCUGACUGGAUGUUGAAGUUGGGUCCAAGUACAAGCAUUGAUAUGUCUUACAAUAAUUUUACACCAGGAAACAAUGAGGCAUCUGAGUGUCAACAAAAUGGAGUCAACUUGUUCAAAAGCUCCUUUGUUGGGAACAAUAAAAGUGGAGAUUUUCAAUGUUCAAGCAAGAAGUUCCAUUGUGAACACCGUAAUUAUUGGUUGUAUAUAAACUGUGGUGGAAAGGAAGUAAAAGUUGGCAAAAACACUUAUGAUGAAGACCUAGAUAACAGUGGCUCUUCAUAUUUUCAUCGUAGUAAAUUCUGGGCAUAUAGCAGCACAGGAUACUACCCAGAUGCCAGUAAUUCUGAAGAUGGGUAUAUAGUACCAAGUAAAGAGACUGUCAAUGCCUCCAACCCAGAAUUGUACAAAAUGGCACGUGUUUCUCCCAUAUCCCUAACUUAUUAUGGAUUCUGUAUGGGCAAUGGGAGUUACAAUGUGACACUCCACUUUGCUGAGAUAGCCUUCUCCAACAACAAAAGCUAUACAAGCCUCGGAAAGCGCAUUUUUGAUGUUUAUAUUCAGGAAAAACGGGUCUUAAAGGAUUUUAACAUUGAAGAUGAAGCACAUGGUGCUUUUAAACCAAUAGAGAGGACAUUUCCCGCAAAUGUGACUGACUCCUUGGAGAUCCGCUUCUAUUGGGCUGGAAAAGGUACACAAAGCAUCCCCACCAGAGGAGUCUACGGUCCUCUCAUAUCAGCUAUUUCAGUGGUUCCCGAUUUCAUACCUCCCACUGAACGUGGCAAAAAGAUUUCUACUACUGCAGUGGUUGGGAUUAUAGCUUCUGUAUUAUUCUUUAUUUUCUUGGUUUUGGGUAUCCUCUGGAGGAAAGGCUGCCUGGGAAGCAAAACUGCAAGGGAUGAAGGUCUCAGGGGCUUGGAUCUGCAAACUGGUUCCUUUACCUUAAGACAGAUUAAGGCUGCCACUAACAACUUUGAUCCCUCAAACAAGAUUGGAGAAGGUGGUUUUGGGUCUGUUUACAAGGGUCUAUUACUAGAUGGUACCACAAUUGCAGUGAAGCAACUUUCUUCCAAAUCAAGGCAAGGGAACCGUGAAUUUUUGAAUGAGAUAGGCAUGAUUUCUGCAUUGCGACAUCCCAACCUUGUGAAGAUUUAUGGAUGUUGUAUCGAAGCAAAGCAGUUGUUGCUGGUAUAUGAGUACAUGGAAAAUAAUAGCCUCGCUCAUGCUCUGUUUGGUCCCAAAGAAUGCCAAUUGCAGCUUGACUGGCCAACUAGGAAUAGGAUUUGUAUUGGAAUAGCAAGAGGUUUGGCGUAUCUCCACGAAGAAUCAACAUUGAAAGUUGUUCAUAGGGACAUCAAAGCCACCAAUGUAUUGCUUGAUAGGGAUCUUAAUCCUAAGAUAUCUGACUUUGGUUUGGCAAGGCUUCAUGAAGAGGAGGACACCCAUAUUAGCACUCGAGUAGCUGGAACUUUAGGAUAUAUGGCACCAGAAUAUGCGAUGCAUGGUUACCUGACAGAUACAGUAGAUGUCUAUAGCUUUGGAGUGGUGACUUUGGAAAUUGUAAGUGGGAAGAGCAUCACAAGUUAUAGGCCAAAGGGAGACCACGUUCAUCUGGUGGAUUGGGCAUAUGUUCUGCAACAGCAAGGAAAUCAACUAGAGUUAGUCGAUCCGAGAUUGGGAUUAGAAUUCAACAAGGAAGAGGCAAUAACAAUGAUUGAUGUGGCCCUCUUAUGCACCAGUGCAUCUCCUACACUUAGGCCUAAAAUGUCUGCUGUGGUGAAGAUGCUCGGAGGCGUCGUUGAGGAUCCAAUUUCAGACCUGAAUUUAUUCAGUGAUGAUUUCAAUGCUAAAGCUGUUGGAAACUUUCCUCAAGAGAUCCGAAGUGUUAGCUCAAGUCCAACCCAUAGCCUGAUUGCGUCAACAGAUCAGCCCUGGACUGAAUCUGUAUCCAUCCCUGAUCUAUAUCCAAUCAAUCCGGAUUCGCAUAGUUGGAGUAACAUCAAUUAGUGAACUUUAUUUUCCAAGUAUGCAGCAUUUGGAAUCCUAUUACAGCUUGCCUUUUUCUUUUCGUUUGUGAUAACUUAGAGAUAUGGAAUUCCAUUAUUACAAAUGUACUAAAAACAUUGACAGCAGCUUGUUUGUAGUCGGGUCAGCUUGUAUGCAUCUGUUUGCUUGCUGUAUAAUACCUUUGUUUUUUAAUAAUGAGCUGAGAUUAUGUACCAGAUAUGAUUGAAAAUAAAAAUAAACUCAAUGUAGUGGUGACUUUCUGAUGGAUGGAUGGAUUGGAUCUUGGACCUAUA